AUGCAUUUCAAUGAUUCUGGUAUUGAAUUAAUUAAAGGUGAUGAAUGGGUACAAUUUUACCAUACAUUUCUCAACAACCCGAUGGCAAAAUCAAUGAUUGAAGAUAGAGUUAAACUGGGUCAAAUUAUUGAAUUCAAUGGUCGUUUUGGUUUAAAUAAAUCACAUAUGAAUGGUACCAUAUAUGAAUCUGGAAAAAAAACGACAAAUAAAUCAGGUCAACAGGAAGUUGAAGAAAAUUUGUACCUUGGUAGUGUUAUCAAUAAUGCAUUUUCAGAUCAGUCAAAUCUACUUGCAUCAUCAUCUUCUGAUUUUCUUCCACCAAGACCAACAACAGAUGAAUCACCAAUGGAAAUUGAAACUUUCGAAUUAUGUAUUGAUAAAGAAAAUAUGGUUGAUGCUUUUCAUCCAAUAGAUGACAAUUCUAAUCCACCACGUCAUUCAACACCGAUCAAUAAUAAAAAUAAUUCUUCUUCAACAAUUUUACCUGUUGAUCCUGUAACAUCAUCUUCCAAUCUACCUGAUGGUAAUGGAAUUAUGAUUUUGUCUUCUGUGAUUAAUAAUGGUUGUUCUUCAUCACCAAUCAAUCGAAAUUCUUUAAUUCAAUCCAUUUCAACCGAUUUUUCUUCUCCAUUACAACUGAUGUCAAGUAAUUCGAUUAACAAAAUCAUAGAAGUAUUAAAUAGUUCGUCGAUUCAACUUGGUUUAACAAGUCCAAAUUGGUUUAUUUCAAUUGUAGAUAUUAUGGAGCAUCAUCAAAGUCAUGAAGACAAACAACCAUACAUCGAUGAUACAAUUAAAGAAAAUUUAAUUGCAGAUGUCGUCGUCGAUGUACUUCAAGAUAUGAUUAAUCUUAUUUCAAUUGCACAGGUUACUGUUGCAGAUAGGUCAUUGGUCAUUUCAAAAAUUGCUAAAGUUGUUGAAAAUGAUAAGCAUCCAAUUUGGAAAAAAUUGAUAUUAAACAAGCAUGUAUUAGCAACAUCAAGUGAUCUCUCACGAACUGUAACCGGUAGUGAUGGGAUUAAUGCAGCACGUCAGAGCUGUAUUGAAAAACUCUUGGAUAUUGGUUGUUUUUUAAAUGGUGAUUCUUUUCUAAAUGGAAAACAAAAAGCUUUUUUGAAAAAUUCCCCUGAAGAUGAUCGACUUAUUUCAGCACUUAAUAAAUAUGACAUUGAUAUAAAUGAAUACAAAGAAUCGUUUAAUAAUCAUCUUCCUUUUAUAUACAAGAAUGGCAUACCAGUUCCUGCUGUUUUAAACAACAAUACCAACAAAAACAAAUUUACACAAGCAUUUGUUGACAAGCUUCAAUCUGAUCCAUUUUAUUCUGCUUAUCUUCGAAUCGAUCUGAAUCAUGUGGUAAAGCCCUCAUUGUUAAAAAGAAAAACCACAUCAAGUUAUGAAACAGAUUUUUUUCGUGCACAAAAAGUUGCAAAACGAGCACAUCACGAAAAACAUGAUUAA
Molecule: messenger RNA, 1458 nt
Organism: Rotaria sordida
Lineage: Eukaryota; Metazoa; Rotifera; Eurotatoria; Philodinida; Philodinidae
Source: the annotation of a GenBank genome assembly